AUGGCCAAGUCGACGAAUCCAAUGGAGACGUAUCGUCGCGAGCAGAAGAAAAAGGAGCUGAAAAAGCACCGAAUGGAGCGAAAGAAAGAGAAAGAGGUCAAGUUUAGCUCUAUGGAUCCAGCAGAGCUCAAGGAAAAACUCAAGAACCUCGAGCGCCAAGUAGCUGCUAAUCCAACGGACGGACCUACGCGUAAGCGUAAACAGGAGCUAGAGGACACGCUACGGGUGGUUGUUAAGAAGCAAAAGGAGAUGGCAGAAGAAGAACGUAAAAAGCUGGCGGACGCGCCACCGCCGCUGCCAAUGAGUAUAACGGAGUUGACGGAGGCAAAUAAGGAAAAGUUCCAGAACCCAGAGAAAUCUAUCUACUACCACCCGACGUUGAACCCGUUUGGAGCACCACCGCCAGGAAAACCACAGAUGUACCGCAAUGCGUCGUCCGGACCAAUGGGUCCACCUAAAAUUUUAGCUUGUGGGCAUCCAAGACAGGAACGUCCACAGCAGCAGAAAUUUCGGGACCAACUGCCACGUUCGAGAGCUGAGGCAAGGCCAUCACCUGCACGAAUGCAGCAGCCACGCAUAAUGGCAAGACGGCCUGGGAAACGGCCACCAUUGCCUCGUGGACCUCCGCCUCCAGGGACGAUUCAGGUGCCUUCUAGACCGCCACUACCAAGCGGGGCGAUUCCAGCACGGCCGCCUCCUCCGCCACCUGUACACACUCGGAUUGCUGGUGCAGCGGUACCACCGCCUCCAUUUCUGCAACAGCCGCGCGGGAUAGUUCCACCACCUUCUCCUUAUCCAGCUACCGUCGUAGCUGCAAAUGAUAGGGAGACGGAGUCUAAUCAAGCUGAAGUUGGUAUGGACGGAAAUGACGUCGUCGCUGCUUAUCCAAGAACGGACGAGCCUGACUUUCGCGACUCCUGCAUGGAAGAAGAUCAAGAAAUGAGCGAGGAGGCUGCUACGCGUGCAGCUGCAAGUCGAGCGCAACUCCGCUCGCUAGUUCCUGUUGCUCUUCGUGUCCAGCGUCAAGUACCUGCCCCUAGUGUUGCACGUGGCAGCAGUGUUUCAUCUGUCCCCGCUUCAUGUCGUCCUCCAGCUCCCGUGCCUCGGCCUACAAUGCCGUCAAUUGACGUCAUUCCUGGUCCACUUCGAAGAUCCACCACUCUCGCAGGUAAUAGUUCCGUGGCCAACGAAUUCGACAACUUUAUGGAAGAAGUCAAGGAACUGCUCGACAAAUAA
Peronospora farinosa is the source of this 1236-nucleotide messenger RNA. The record is from the annotation of a GenBank genome assembly. NCBI's taxonomy places the organism in Eukaryota, Oomycota, Peronosporomycetes, Peronosporales, Peronosporaceae.